CUCAUUUAAAAACUAAAAUCAAAUGGUAUAUGUUUAUCACGGUCUACUCAAAAUAAGUUGUUUCAUCACUUGGCCGUUUAUCUUGCCCAAAACACAUCAUCUUACUUUAUGCCUCAUUGGCUUGGAAAAAGUGACAUUUUCUGCAACGCUCUUAACUAUUAAUGGCAUUUGAAAAAAAAAAAAAGAAAACCGUUUUUUAUAAAACCUCAGCUCUUCAUGCUACUCACUACUUUUUCGCCCUCCAUGUGCACCAAACUUUCCCCAAAACAGACCAUUUAAUCGAGAGCUCGAAAGCAAUCAUGACACGGAAGUUUUGCUCAUUCUUUCGUUUGCUCAUUGAGCUUCUUGCUUUGAUCAAACCUUCCCAUCAAGCAACCAUUACAGAAAUGUGGACGAGGAUCCCUACAAAUUACUUGAGUCCUUGGGAAGCUCCAACCAACAACUUGAAAUUGCCUCUCCUGACCACGACAGCCCUGUCCUUGAUCCCCUCCCAUCCAUCCAAGACCUUGACUGGGGUGAAAUGCGGCAGUGUCACCAUCUCUUGCGAGGAAAUAUUACCGGGAUUGAGCGAUUUCAAAAUGAGCUUGCAUAAUAUCCAGACACGGGACCCUUUUCAUGUGGUCAAGGAUAACCAUGCAUCCAAUGUAAAAGUCUUCAUUCCAUCCCGCAAUGUGCUAAUUUAGUGACAGACAAAAACGAUAUUUGAAGAGCGAAAAAUGUCCAUCCCAAAGCGAGAACCGCGGAACUGUUCAACUGCGGGUCGCAACACUGAUGAACGUUAAAUUCCACCCAAAGGGCUCGCUUAGACUGACUAUUCUUGCUUAAAUUACUAUCAGUCAGUUCUUGCCAGAAUCUAUGUCUCAAUGCAUUAACAUGUCCAGAGUGUCAUUGGAAUAAACAUUUGGCUCUUAUUUCGCGUUGACAUGCAUCAUACCUAAGUAAGGACCAGAUUUCUGCGUGUCA
This is a messenger RNA of Tigriopus californicus, 963 nucleotides long. RefSeq lists its product as uncharacterized. The record is from RefSeq and is a predicted model, not a curated record. Lineage: Eukaryota; Metazoa; Arthropoda; Copepoda; Harpacticoida; Harpacticidae. The coding region runs from base 162 to 683 and encodes 173 amino acids. The transcript is spliced from 3 exons.